Lolium perenne is the source of this 549-nucleotide messenger RNA. Lineage: Eukaryota; Viridiplantae; Streptophyta; Magnoliopsida; Poales; Poaceae. The record is from RefSeq and is a predicted model, not a curated record.
AUGUUCGCUGCGACGUUCUCGCCUCCGCUUCUUCCUUCCCCCACCCCACGCUCGACCCCGCCCAACCCGCCUCCGACGCGCUCCUCGCCUACCUCGUCUCUCCCCUCCCCGUCAAGGAUGCCGCGCGCACGGCCCGCGCUCUCCCGCCCGACCGGCGCGGGGUGCCAGCGCUCCACCCCGCUCGUUCCUCGCCGACGCCGACCUCCCCUCCCCGCCACCCUUCGCCGUGUCCGUGCGUCCUCCGCCGCCAAGCACCCGGGGCUCUUCCGCUGCGUCCACCUCACCGGGCCCGCAUGCCGGAGUUCCACGGCCUGCCUCACGGUCUCCCCGUUUCCGAUCCUCGCCGGCUGGGGCGUCCCAGGAGCUCUCUGCUCGUCAACGGCCGGUGGCCGCACGUCCUCGUUUUGCCCUCCACCUUCCUACGCAUGGCCACCCUGCCCGCCGCUACACCCGGCCUGCGCGGGCGAAACGGCAACAACCAUGGCGCCAACAAGUGAGCGCGGCCGGCGACGCGACGGCGCGAACGCGGCGAUGCGCCGAAAGCGAUAG